Messenger RNA from Mesocestoides corti, 5604 nucleotides. The record is from the annotation of a GenBank genome assembly. Lineage: Eukaryota; Metazoa; Platyhelminthes; Cestoda; Cyclophyllidea; Mesocestoididae.
AUGCGUCCACAGGAACUAAUCCUACUUCCAUUUUUCUGUCCAUUUCUUUUUGCCCUCUCGACUGUCCUAAACACCAUUGACCAAAACAACGAUGAUGUAGAGAGUCUUCGUAGCCUGAUAUUUGCACCGAACUCAGGGGAUUCAGUUGCCGCAAUAGAGGUCUUUCAAUCCUCCGUCUGCUCUCCCGUCGACGAGCAACUUCAGCGGCAAUGUUUUUCAGAGCUGCCAGCCGAUCGAUAUGAGAUUCUCGAGGGGUCUCCAGUGCGAAUGCGGUGUCGCGUCUCACGGCAGCAAGGCAAAGCUCAGUGGAGAGCUCACAAUACUCUUCUUGGAUAUGAUAGGGAACUUCGAAAUUGGCCAAAAUAUUCUAUGCAGGGCAAUCCAGACGCUGGAGAGCAUGAUUUGUUCAUAUCCAGUGUUUCCAGUGAAGACGCUGGGAUCUUUGAGUGUCAGGUCACACCUACAGCCAACCAGCCUUUGUUACGACGAAGUACGAAUCUCUCCGUCCUCGUUGUGCCUUCAAAGCCCGUAAUUCUUGCACCACCUGGCGAUCCUCAGCCCACAAAAAAUGGCCAACUCGUUAUAUCUCGACCCGGAUAUUCUAGUGAAGGUCUUUCCAAAGACCCUUCAAACGCUAAUGACAAGUUGUGGUUAAUCUGCCAAGCUCGAGGUGGCGUUCCCGCACCCUCGUUUGAGUGGUUUCAUAAUGGAAUGCCCGUUCGGAACAGUUAUAUGGAAGGUAAGGAAACGCGCAGCGCGGAUUCCUUUGCCUCCAGUGGAGGAGGAGAUGGCGAGGCUACGUUGGUUAUACCAAAGUCUGAUUUAAUCACUGGCGAUCGACUCACCUGUCUCGUCAGUAACAAGGCCACCCAACGAGCUGCGAACCUUGGACAACAAAAACUACUCGCCGAAAUCAUUGUAACUGUCCAAACCCCACCGGGAGCCCCUGUCAUUCUCUCGCCGGAAGGACAUAUAGUGGAUUCAAUGGUAAAAAAUGAGGGUGACAUUGUGACGCUGACAUGCCAAUCAAAGCCUCCUGGUUCACCCCCUGGCGAAUUGAUUUGGCGCUGGGAGCACACCUCCUCCCUGUCCCAAAGCCCCUUUCAAAAUAAUGCCGGUGAUCCUACAGCUGCCUUUUCUAGUACUACUGAACUGGCCAAACUGCCAAGUCUUGAGCAGUACUCGCGACAAAACUCGGAUCGGAAUCAGCUUGAGAGUCAGCUAAAUUUGCCCGGGGUUAAGCGGGCUCAAAAUGGUCUCUACAUCGUCUGCAUUACAAGGCACAUGCUCGGAAUGGAGCAAAAGGCAAAAAUCUUGCUUAAUGUCAAAUAUACAUUUUCUGGUGUUUGCAUUCACAAGCAGGAGAUGGGAAGUGGUCAGCACACCAUACCUGGGAUACAAGAUAAAAUAAACGAAUGCACUUCUUCUCAGUCCUCAUCAUCUUCACCCACUCCUCGUAUUCUUUACGUGCACCCUGAGCGGAAACAAAUCUUCUCGUGUUCAACAACUCCAUUCUUCGGUCACGCGACGAUAAAGUGGUAUGGCGCUGUUACCGCUAACGAUGCGGACUGGUACGAUCUCACCAAUUUGACCUCCAUUGCGGAACUAAAGCGAGGAGGGGUUAAUGGUGGAAGUUACAUCAAAACGGUGUCACUGCGUCUGCCACCCGCUAAUUCAGUGAGGAUUGGGGCACUGCAGUGUAGGGGGUAUACGUCUGUCAAUGCGGAUCCUAACGCACAAACUAACAUUGUGGAUCAGGUCAUGCUGAAAUCAUACGAAGCUCCACAACGUCCUGUCAUUCGGGCCGAAUCGGAAAGAGAGGGCCUGGAGGAGGGUGACAUUUUGAAACUGAAAUGUGAGGCAACCGAUGGAGAACCACACGGAAGAAUCUCUUGGUUGAAAGCCACACGAGAAAACACCGAUUACACGCCAAUUUACCUUAUUUCAACAACAGAACACGAUAAACGCGGAAAACGUAUAUUUUCUAAUCUCGACAUUCAACUCACGGCUGAUGACCACCUCUCUUCAUUUAAGUGUGCCUCAUCGAAUCCCGGUUAUCCUGUUUCCGAGGCACAAACGAGCGCGGCAUUUCACGUCAACCUGACUUUCCGCCCUCAACACAUCCGCGUCGAUCGUCUGACAGAAACUCACAACAUACCUCAAGAGGCUCCGGAAGGAGACCCACCAAAGUCAAUAACAGUGACAGCAGGCGAACUGCUGUCGUUAAUGUGCACCGCUGGUCCCGCCAAUCCUCCUGUUCCGUUGCAAUGGAGGCAGAUCAUCUGUGGUUCAAAUGAUGAUGCAAACCAAAGUGUGCUUCUCGACCCCUCUAGUUCGAUGAAUGGCAAAACGCCCUGUAAAAUCAUCAACAAUUUUGGGGAUGCGAAGGCACUGCCGCUGCUACGUUCUCGAAUGGUUUCGAGAAGCCAGGUAUCCCUGUUGGUUCAGGCUCACCACCAUCAGAGCCGAGUGGAAUGCUCCACUCUUGGUCCUGAGAAAUAUGACGAGCACCCAAACUGGAGUGCCAGACCCCUGGAGAAAACAUCGAGGCUUAAAAAUGAUGUUCUCUUAAACGUACUCUUUAAGCCUAACUUUUCAAAUGUGCUUUCCAAACUGAAUUCCUCCACCUCAAAGUAUCUCCCUCAAUACGUCACAGUGGAAGGUGCCAGCGUAGAACUUGACCUCACGCCCUCCUCCAAUCCCCCAAUAAUAUCGGCGAGGUGGUUUCAUGGAAAAUUUGACCCCCAAACCCUUGGCCGGUGGGUGGAGAUCACAGAACGCCUGUCACUGCCGUCUGGAGCACCGGCACAAUUAAGACUGCCUCGUGUCGGAGUGGAGCAUAUGGGAAGCUAUAAAAUCACGGGGACCAAUUCUGUCGGCAGUGCGGAUCUAGUUUUCUUCCUCAAUGUUACGCACGCACCUCGUCUAAUUGGAGAGCCUUUGAUUAAUGCCACAACCAAGGGCAACGAGGCCGAACUCAAAUGUCGUGUAAAAGCAAACCCACCUCCAAACCCGAACUCUGUCUACUGGCGAAGGGUUACUGAUGAGACACCAAUGGCCCAGAACUAUGCUUCUACUAUGUCCAGCAAAGUUUCUUCUAACGCGUCCCCCAAAAGUCAAACAACUCUUCAGAAACCUUUCAUAAAUGGCCUGAGAUGCAAUCAGGAAUUUAUAGCUGGAAGAGCAAAAUACUACGUAAAGUGCUUCACGCCUGAGCCCUACCACCUCGUAAGCACCCUUCACAUAACUGACGUCGAUCCCGGAGAUGUCGGUCGAUAUGAAUGUUUCGUUGACAACGGAAUCGGUUCCCCAGUGGUGCGAUUUAUCGAUCUAAUUUACCCUUUUGCUCCUCGAGUUCUCCAAAUCGAGAGGUGGAUGCGCGCAGCUCCAGCAUACGACCCUCCUAAGACUGCUUUUAACCAGACCCAAAUAGCUUCUCAUUCACCAGUGCCUCCUACUUCAAUCUUUUGCAUGAUUGCUGCAGAACCUGCUCCAACAGUCACGUGGUUUAGGGAGCCAGCAAACUUAACAUUGGUUGAAGGCGGUCAGUUUAAAUCCUCCGUUAGUAGAGUGCACGCAGGACGCUACCGAGCUUUGCUCAGCAUUGAAUUUGUGAGGCGAGUGGAUUUUGGCAGCUAUUUUUGUCAGGCGACAAACACCAUGGGAGUUGAUAUCGGAAGAGUGCUCCUCGGGCCAGCUUCACCUCCCGGGAAACCUGGAAACCCCAUUUUGCUAAAGGCUACCUCCUCCUCACUAACUAUUGGCUGGCAACAAGGAUUUAAUGGGGGUCCCCCACAAACCUUCGUUGUCAAAUGGGCUCCGAACGAUGCACCAGAUGCCAUGCAAGCCACAGAGACCAAAGAAGACCUGAUGUCGGAAGUAAUGAAACACACAAUUGAGAAUCUCUCUAAAGCCACAACGUACCGCAUCUGCGUGUCCGCUAAAAACGCCCUUCACAAAGCUUCACCUGCUACUGACUACCUCAUCGCAUCAACCACAGCUGCCGCAGACCCACCAGAAGAGGCAAUGCGAGACGAGGCUCAGGCUGGCAGUGGCGGCUGGAGGCCCAACGCGGGACAGAUGGCUGGAGUGAAUUCCCUCAACGAAGACGGCGAUCCUGCAGCAAGGGGAUCGUCUCCGAGCAUCUCUAUGAUUAUCACGAUCGCCACGUGCUUUGGGUGCCUCAUUUUUAUUACCAAUCUAAUUAUCGUUGGCCUUGUGCUUCAUCGAAGACAUCAAAGAAAAAGCUCCAAACUCAAACGGAUACCUGGGACAGAUAGUUUAGUCAAAUGUGGCGUGAUGGAUGCAUAUCCCACAGCGGACUGUUACCCAGACCGAUUCCUAAACGGACAGCACGUUUUUGGACCGUACUUGGAUUCCGCCAGUCAAAAAGACAGUCUCAGUCAGUAUCAAUUUGAGCAUUUUACCCAGUGUUCACCGUCAAUGCCGGCAGAGUACAUAUCCUCAACGGGCUCCUAUUUUCCGCGUGACUCACCCCUUAACCUUUUCACCAACUCUCCCGCCAUGAUCACCGCAGCCGAGCAGCAUGCAGCUGCAAUGCAGCACCACGCACAACAACAUCGUUUAAACUCCCAAACAAUGUCGCGCUCAAGUUCCCCUCUGCACUCUUCUCGUUCCCACGGACUCCAACCGCCCACCACACCCUCGUCUCUAGAACACCCGAGUCAUUUGUCCCACCAGAGGCAUCCAAGUUUUACCACCAGUGUCACUGGCUCUUACCCACAUGAUCAAUCCAUCUAUUUAGUCGCUGCGCCGAAUCCUCACCGGUACUUAGCGGAUGAUCCUCUUGGAGCUGCUGCUGCUGCUGCCGCGGCACUCUACGGCGGUCUUCCUCCACACCACCCGGGCACGGUGUCACCACACUCCCUCACUGACAAAUCAGUCGGCGGAGUUUCUGAGGGUAGAGGAGGAGGUGCUGGCAGCAGUGGAUUUGGAGGUGGAGGUUCGAGGGUUGUACAUACCGGAGCCACCACUCUCGGCUACUAUUCUUCACCAAGAAUGAUAACGAGUUUUUAUUCACCUCCAAGAUCAGACCUAAAUGGUGGAAUAAGUAACAACCUGGGAUCCCAGUUGCCAAAUAGUUUCGGCCAGGUAUCUCGAAGAAAUUCAUCGUUUGCAUCACCUGACCGGGUUUAUCCAGUGGAGAAUGCCACACUCGAAAGAAGCCCCAAGCGCCCCAUUGUCAGCUUCACCAAUGAUGGAUGCCAGCCCUUAUUGACCCAAGUCACCGACAUGGACGCCGUAAAUGCAGUUGGAGUGGCAAACGACUUGACCAUAUCCAGCGACCUCGCAGCCACCAUCCCGCCACCCACUGAUUUUGGACUUCCACCGCCUCCAGUACCAGUAGCGACCACCAAUAUCGAUAGCAGUCCUUCACCGUAUCCUUCCUCAUCCGCCACUGCAGUUAGGGUCACAAACUCUCCUCUCAGACAGCAACGCUUUGGUAUCUCAGGAGAGUCUGGAAUUGAAUGGCUGGGGUCCCAGUCACACCAUCCAGUCAAUGGGUUGGUGCGUGGCGGUACUAUACAACAGCAGACUCCACUUAAGAAGCCGCCAGGCGUUCACUUUGAUACGAACAUGUAA